Molecule: messenger RNA, 12614 nt
Organism: Girardinichthys multiradiatus
Lineage: Eukaryota; Metazoa; Chordata; Actinopteri; Cyprinodontiformes; Goodeidae
Gene: scn5lab
Product: sodium channel, voltage gated, type V-like, alpha b
Exons: 32
Coding region: 577-6555 (1992 amino acids)
Biological process (GO): neuronal action potential; sodium ion transmembrane transport; membrane depolarization during action potential
Cellular component (GO): plasma membrane; voltage-gated sodium channel complex; axon
Molecular function (GO): protein binding; voltage-gated sodium channel activity
Source: RefSeq, a predicted model, not a curated record
GCAGCCCACAGACGCCCCGACACGCACCAAACCCUGCGCUCCAACUCCCUCAGAGUGGGUCCUGAUCUUCUGUUCUGGAGGAAAACCGGACCAGAGAACAUCUGGGACCUGCUGAGGACUUUUUAAUUUGUUCCUACAUCACCUGCCAAACAUUUACAAACGACCAGAAGAAACCAAGCAUCUUGUUUUUGGAGUUAAAGGAGUUGUUCUGCUGGAGGAUGCAGGAGCGGGCGGAGUGAAGCAGCCCGGUGCGCACUUUCUUUUCCCGGGUGGAGUGACGCGCAACAGUCCGGCGCUCCUGGAAGAGACGCAGCCGUUUUCUCCGUAUUUACUCCCGCUGCUCUUCUCCUUCAUCAUUUCUGUGUUUGGAUUUUAACCCAGCGGGCUCGAUCAGAGGUCGCAGCGCGGAGUUUCUCCGCUCAUGGACCCGCUGCUCUGCGCCUCCUCUUCGGACCAGAGAGCGGGACACAGCGGGAUGUGGUGACGGGAAAGGAGAGAUUUAAACCCGCAGCUUUUAGCGCAGGACUUUCACAUCUGGUAUACUGGGCCAGUUAGCAGCAGGAUCAGGAUGAGAAGAUGGCUGGCUAUGUGUUUCCAAUGGGACCAGAGAGCUUUAAGCGCUUCACGCCGGACUCCCUGGCGGCCAUUGAACAGCGCAUCGCUCAGGAGGAGGCUAGGCGCAAUAAGCAAUACCAGGAGGACCUGGGCGAUGUGGAGCUCCCCCGGCCCCGGCCCGACCUGGAGGCAGGAAAACAGCUGCCCCGGAUCUUUGCUGACAUCCCGUCUCACCUGGUGGGCGUUCCCCUGGAAGACAUCGACCCGUACUACUUCAAGGACAAGAGGACUUUCAUAGUGCUGAACAAAGGAAAGGCCAUCUUCCGUUUCAGUGCCACAUCAGCCCUCUACAUGUUCAGCCCGUUCCAUCCCAUCCGCAAACUUGCCAUCAGGAUCCUGGUCCAUUCUUUGUUCAGUUUGUUCAUCAUGUGCACCAUCCUGACCAACUGCUGCUUCAUGGCCAUGUCGGAGCCGGCCAACUGGGCCAAAUACCUGGAGUACACCUUCACAGGUAUCUACACCUUCGAGUCCCUCAUAAAGAUCCUGGCCAGAGGGUUCUGCAUGGGCCCCUUCACCUUCCUGAGGGACCCCUGGAACUGGCUCGACUUCAGCGUCAUCGUCAUGGCAUAUGUCACUGAGUUUGUGGACCUGGGUAAUGUGUCAGCCUUAAGGACGUUCAGGGUGCUGCGAGCGCUCAAAACCAUCUCUGUCAUCCCAGGCCUCAAGACGAUCGUUGGGGCUCUGAUCCAGUCGGUGAAGAAGCUCGCUGAUGUGAUGAUCCUCACAGUUUUCUGCCUGAGUGUCUUCGCCCUCAUCGGCCUGCAGCUCUUCAUGGGAAACCUGCGACAGAAAUGCGUCCGCAGCACGGAGCACUGCAUCAAUGGUAGCCUGCCGGCCAACACCUCCUUCUUCUGCAAUAACAAGACCUGGACCUCCAUAAAGGACUUCAUUGAAGAUGAAGAUAAUUUCUACAAAGUGGAAGGAGCCAAGGAUGCCUUAAUCUGCGGGAACAGCAGCGACGCAGGAAAGUGUCCAGAUGGGUUUGACUGUCUGAAAACAGGAAGAAAUCCAAACUACGGAUACACCAGCUUCGACACGUUCGGAUGGGCCUUCCUGUCGUUGUUCCGGCUGAUGACCCAGGACUACUGGGAGAACCUCUACCAUCAUACGCUGCGGUCAGCCGGUAAGACCUACAUGGUGUUCUUCGUGGUGGUCAUCUUCCUGGGCUCCUUCUACCUGAUCAACCUCAUUCUAGCCGUGGUUGCCAUGGCGUACGAGGAGCAGAACCAGGCCACCAUCGCCGAGGCGUGUCAGAAGGAGCGCGAGUUCCAGCAGGCAAUGGAGAGACUUAAGAAAGAGCAGCAGAUCGCUGCACAGAAACCACCUGACUCUGAUUCCCUGACGUCUCCAGACCUCUCACCGCUUGGCCCGCCAUUGGACAGCUCCGAGGAGCGGAGGCGGAGCCAAGCGCUGAUGGGUGUGGCUGAACGGGAGGGAAACCUGUCAGAGGAAAAGCUGCUGCAAGUGGACUUGAUGGACGGAGGAAAGGCCCUCCAUCCUCUCCUCGCUCGCUCCUUCUCCACGAGGACUCGACGAAGCAGUCAGGUCUCAUCCAUCUUUAACUUCCGGCUGAGGAGCCGAGGGUCGGAAGGGGAGAUGGCUGACGAUGAAUUCAGCGUCCCGGGUGAUGUUGUGGAGGGCGUCGAAGGCAGAACAUACAGCGGGGGAACUUUCAGUGGUAUCCUGCCCAAUCCAUGGCCCAAACGGAGACUGAGCACCUACAGCACAGCCAGCAGGAACUCCCAGGUGUUUUAUCCAACCCUGAACGUCAACGGGAAGCUGUUUGUCUCCAUGGAUCAGAACGGGCUUUCCCCUCCGCCGCUUCAGGGGCAGUUGUCUGCGUGCACUAUGGAGAAGGUCAAGGAGGAGAGUGUCCCAACGUCCACCACAGAACUCAGUACGAUGCUGUUACCUCGACCUUCAUCCACACAGGGAUCAGAGCGGAGGGGGAGGGCACUGAGUGCUGCCAGCUACCUGACAGACGUCAUGGAGGAACUCGAGGAGUCCCAUAAGAAAUGUCACCCCUGCUGGUACGUCUUCGCCCACCACUACCUGGUGUGGGAGUGCUCCCCCUCCUGGCUGAGGCUGAAACAGCUGGUAAAGAUCAUGGUGAUGGACCCCUUUCUGGACCUGGCCAUCACUGUCUGUAUCGUCCUCAACACAUUGUUCAUGGCCAUGGAGCAUUAUCCCAUGACGGAGGAGUUCAAUGGAAUGCUGACCAUCGGAAACCUGGUGUUCUCAGGGAUCUUCACAGCAGAAAUGGUGCUGAAGAUCAUUGCUUUGGAUCCGUACUACUACUUCCAGACAGGCUGGAACAUCUUCGACAGCAUCAUCGUCUGCCUCAGCCUCAUGGAGCUCGGUCUGUCUGACGUGGAGGGCCUCAGCGUUCUGCGUUCCUUCAGGCUGCUGCGUGUCUUCAAGCUCGCUCGCUCCUGGCCAACUCUCAACACCCUCAUUAAGAUCAUCGGGAACUCUAUGGGCGCCCUUGGCAAUCUGACGCUGGUCCUCGCCAUCAUCGUCUUUAUCUUCGCUGUGGUGGGCAUGCAGCUGUUUGGGAAGAACUACCAGGAAUGUGUGUGUAAGAUCUCGAAGGACUGCGUUCUCCCUCGCUGGCACAUGAAGGACUUCUUCCACUCCUUCCUCAUCGUCUUCAGAGUGCUGUGUGGCGAGUGGAUCGAGACCAUGUGGGACUGCAUGGAGGUGGCGGGCCAGCCGCUCUGCCUCCUCGUCUUCAUGCUGGUCAUGGUUAUCGGAAACCUGGUGCUGCUGAACCUCUUCCUGGCUCUGCUCCUCAGCAGCUUCAGCUCCGACAACCUCUCCUCUCCAGAUGAAGACGGGGAGAUGAACAACCUGCAGAUCGCCAUCCGCAGGAUCACCCUAGGACUGGGCUGGUGCCGCCGACAGGUGGUGGAUUUCUUUAAUGGGAACCUGAAACGGCGCCGUCAGAAAAGGAAAGAGGCCAAAGCAAUGAUGAAGCUGAAACGGCUGAGCACCAUACACACUGAGGCCAACGGAGCCAUCAUCGGCCGUCAUGUGGAGAAGUACGUGGUGCCGGAGGACGACAGCUACAUGACCAACCCCAACCUGACCAUCAGCGUUCCCAUCGCCCCCGGAGAGUCUGACGUGGAGUUCCCAGAGGAGGAGGAGGAGGAGGAAGAGGAGGAGGAAGGUCAGGAGGAGCAGAGCGAAGGUUCAGAAGGAGACGAGGAGGGAGAGGAGGAGCAGAAGGAAGAAAUCAGCCUAUCAGAAGGCAGCACGGUGGACCUGAGGAAGCCUGGAGAGGAAGAGGAUGAGUUCUCGGAGAUGGCUGAAGAGGCCAUGGACCCUGAUAACUGCUUCCCAGAUGUGUGCGUGUCCAGGUUCCAGUGCUGCGACAUCGACACCACGGCGGGCCUCGGUCAGAUGUGGUGGAGAACCAGGAAGACCUGUUACCAGAUCGUAGAGCACAGCUGGUUCGAGUCCUUCAUCAUCUUCAUGAUCCUUCUCAGCUCGGGAGCUCUGGCCUUCGAGGACAUCUACAUCGAGCAGAGAAGGGUCGUCAAGGUGGUGCUCGAAUAUGCUGACAAGAUCUUCACCUACAUCUUCAUCCUGGAGAUGCUGCUCAAGUGGCUCGCCUACGGCUUCAAGAAGUACUUCACCAACUACUGGUGCUGGCUCGACUUCCUCAUUGUCGAUGUUUCUCUGAUCAGUUUGGUGGCCAACACGUUGGGUUAUUCCGACUUGGCAGCCAUCAAAUCCCUGCGGACACUUCGGGCCCUGCGGCCCCUCAGAGCCCUCUCCAGAUUUGAAGGCAUGAGGGUAGUGGUGAACGCUCUAAUCGGGGCGAUUCCCUCCAUUAUGAAUGUGCUGCUGGUCUGCCUCAUCUUCUGGCUCAUCUUCAGCAUCAUGGGCGUCAACCUGUUUGCUGGAAAGUUCGGCCGCUGCAUCAACCGCACUGGCUACAUCUACGAGGCCUCCCUCAUCAACAACAAGUCCGAGUGCGAGGCCUCCAAUGACAGCUCGCAGCACUACUGGACCAAAGUCAAGGUGAACUUCGACAACGUUGGUGCCGGAUACCUGGCUCUGCUGCAAGUGGCAACAUUUAAAGGCUGGAUGGACAUCAUGUACGCUGCUGUGGACUCCAGAGCUGUUGAGGAGCAGCCCAUCAAGGAGAUCAAUCUGUACAUGUACCUGUACUUCGUCAUCUUCAUCAUCUUUGGCUCCUUCUUCACCCUCAACCUCUUCAUUGGUGUCAUCAUCGACAACUUCAACCAGCAGAAACGAAAGAUGAGAGGACAGGACAUCUUCAUGACGGAGGAGCAAAAGAAGUACUACAACGCCAUGAAGAAACUGGGCUCCAAGAAGCCUCAGAAACCUAUCCCAAGGCCUCUGAACAAUCUGCAAGGCUUCUUCUUCGACCUGGUUGGGAAGCAGGCCUUCGACAUCAUCAUCAUGGUGCUGAUCCUCCUUAAUAUGAUCACCAUGAUGGUGGAGACGGAUGAGCAGUCGCCUCAGAUGGAGAAGAUCCUGUACUACGUCAACCUGGCCUUCAUCGUCAUCUUCACCACCGAGUGCAGCAUCAAGAUCAUGGCGCUGCGCUGCUACUUCUUCACAAUCGGCUGGAACAUCUUCGACUUUGUGGUUGUCAUCCUCUCCAUCGUUGGCAUCGUGCUGGCUGAUAUCAUUGAAAAGUAUUUUGUGUCGCCCACCCUGUUCCGAGUAAUCCGACUGGCCCGCAUCGGACGGGUUCUGCGCCUCAUCAGAGGAGCGAAGGGCAUUCGGACGUUACUGUUCGCCCUCAUGAUGUCGCUUCCUGCCCUCUUCAACAUCGGGCUUCUCCUCUUCCUCGUCAUGUUCAUCUACGCCAUCUUCGGCAUGGCUAACUUUGCCUACGUGAAGCGGCAGGGGGGGAUUGACGAUAUGUUUAACUUUGAGACGUUUGGGAACAGCAUGCUCUGUUUGUUUCAGAUCACCACCUCUGCAGGAUGGGACAGCCUGCUCAACCCCAUCCUCAAUAACUCCCCUGAGGAGUGCGACCCUCACCUCCCCCAUGUUGGCACCACAGUCAAGGGAAAUUGUGGGAACCCAUCGGUGGGCAUCACCUUCUUUGUCACCUACAUCAUCAUCUCCUUUCUCAUCGUUGUUAACAUGUACAUCGCUAUCAUUCUGGAGAACUUCAGUGUGGCUACGGAGGAAAGCACAGAACCUCUGAGUGAGGAUGAUUUUGAGAUGUUCUACGAGGUUUGGGAAAAGUUCGACCCAGAAGCCACGCAGUUCAUGGAGUACUCUAAACUGUCGGACUUUGCAGACUCUCUUUUAGAGCCUCUCCGCAUCGCCAAGCCCAACAAGAUCAAACUUAUCUCAAUGGACCUGCCCAUGGUCAGCGGUGACAAGAUCCACUGCCUGGACAUCCUCUUCGCUUUCACCAAGCGCGUCCUUGGUGAGUCGGGGGAGAUGGAUGCCCUUAAGCAGCAGAUGGAAGAGAAGUUCAUGAUUUCAAACCCAUCCAAGAUUUCCUACGAGCCAAUCACAACAACUCUGAGACGCAAGCAGGAAGAAGUGUCCGCCUCCAUCAUCCAGAGGUGCUAUCGCCGGCACCUGGUGAGGCGACAGAUGAAGGCCGCCUCCUACAUGUACCGUCAGAUCACCACACCCAGACAUGAUCCCAGCGAAGGCGAGGAAGGAGGGGAGGUGGUUUUUGGGGAGGAUGCACCUGAGAAAGAAGGACUGAUAGCCACCAUGAUGAAGGAAAACUAUGGCUCCAGUUUGUUAGGGAUGGAGCACUCCGAGACCAUUUCCUCCACCUCAUCACCGCCGUCCUACGACAGUGUGACCCGAGCAACAUCGGAAAACUUUCAUCCGCUCGCUGCCAAGACAGAAACAGUUGAGGAAACUGCAGGCAGCAAAGUGACAGAACAAUCGCUGGCUGAACCCGACACAAAGAUGGAAACAGAACCUUAGCAGGAACCCAUAAACAAGUUCUGUUGUUUACUGAAUGUACCAUAGCUCUGGAACGUUGACUCAGCAACAGGAAAAAGCUAUGAACUAGGAGUAAUGGAGGAGGGGAAUGACAAAUAAAGGAGAAAGAAAUAUUUACUACCUUUAAUCUUGUUCCACGUUCCUGGUGGAGAUUCUUGAACUCCAAGAAAGAACAUUUUUGGCGAUUCUUAGGAGGAAAACAAAAAACUGUAAAACAGAGAGAGACGCCUCAUCCGUGAAGUCAAUCUGCCUUUUAUUGGAGCAAAAAAACAGGAGCAUAAGGAGUGUGGUUCUGUUGUGUCGGGCAGAGACGGGUGUUCUGGACUCUGAUCCAGUCAGAGUGAUUAUAUCACCCAUCAUUUAUUUGCCCGGGGAGUUAUGUACGCUUGGCUGUAGAGCGACGGGUUUCCUGUCUUCGUUUCUAGACACCUUAACGGUUUCCUGGCUGAGACUUGAGAAAGAAAAGCAACGCUAUUUACAAACAGACCUUUUCGUAGUAAAAGUAUAACGUUGUUGAUGUUACAAGUCUUUUAAUAUCGGUACAAUUAUUACUAUUUUUUAUAUUUUUUAGAGUAAGUUAAAAAUAAGCCUUUGGAGCGGCGCUCGCUGUGAUGAAGUCCCUGAAGUACCGUCUUGUAAUUGAGUGCAGAUGAAAAAUACUGACACCUCAAAAACCUAAAAAAACAACUUCAUCGUUUUAUUUUCUUUUUGGGCGUUUUUUGCACUUUUGAGUUUACAUGUUGCUGUCACUUUACUGCGCCUUUGAUAAAGGGUUGACUUGGUUUCUUUCCUGCUCUGACACCAAAAACUAAUACAAAUGCACAAAACAUUUUCUAUUGGGUCCCAAACUCCUGAUUCGCCUCGGUGGUGAACGUCCAUCAGUCCGUCGACCGGUGGCUGAUUUGUUAAAAAGUGGACAUGAAUGGUAGAUCUUUGCUUUACUGCUCCGCAAGUGGAGAAAAGGGGCAGUGGCUGCUCUGUAGCCGUGGUAACCAAUGAUUCAUGCAUCAGUUUGGACAAAAUCUUUUCAAAUAUUCAUGCAGAUUUAACUUUAGCCAAAAACUGCCGUCAGGUAAUUAACAGUUUAAAUGUUAAGGUAUAAAUGAUUGAAGCUAACACUGAUAUCUUUCUGACUGAUUAACUAUCUGUUCGGUUUGACUUCAGCUCGAUGCACCCAACAACUUUAUCCAAUUUAUCGGAGCCAAGCCUGAUUCAGUACAUCGAGGUGUCAGCCGGUUCUGACCCGGAUGAGACAAUCAGCUCAGGAUUUUACUGCAUUAAGUUUGAAGAAAAGCUGGAUGUUGAUCCUCAUCCUUAGAGCUGUCAGCAGUGUCCUGGAAAAACCUCGGCUAACUGGAAAUGAGCACAGAUGGAGACCGUCUGAAGGUCUCAGGGGGAUAAAUUCUGGGUUACUGUUUUUAUUAGUUUGUUGAUUUCUUUUUCAAGACAUUUUUAUUUCUUCUGUAUAAAUUCUUAUGCAGAUGUAACCCCUUCAAUGCUAAACAUUAAGUAAGACGCCACUGCUUUCAUAUAUAAAUGACUCUGAGGGAUUUUUUCUUUUCUCCCCAAGUCUGGAACAAAAGCAUUUUGUCUCGGCACAAAUAUCUGUAACAAGAGCGUUCUCAUUUAAGCUGUUCACCCUCUGACCACUAGUUGAAAGGUUAAAGUUGAAGUAACUAAAGUUUUCCAUUUCUCCUGUCAAAGAAGUAGCAAACAGCCGAAAACGCAGCUUCCAGAGGAGCAAAACGAUCUUGAUUGGUUUUCAGAAAAGAACAAAAGAUGUGUCUCUCUGUGGUUCCCUGACCCAAUCUACGACCCAAACCUGUUCUAUGAAGGUUCUGAAGUUGAAGCAAAAUCUAAACAAGGAUCAGCAUGUGCUUCAGGUUGGUCAUUGGGGCCUCUGAUCACUGACAUAUAUACCUAGCAGUAAAACUAGAGAACUGGUUGAUUAUUUCUUUGUUGUAACGAUGCUUUUGGAAGUCUUGUUGUUUGCCUUAAAGUGGAGCCACAUUCAUGGGUUGAGCAACAGAGUUUAGGAUGAGGGUUAGGUGCAUGAAAAACUUACCAAAUCAUUUCCGCUAAUACCAAACAGCUUAUGGUGGAGGUGGUGUGAUGGUGUGGGGUGGUGCACCUCAAUCAAUAUAGAGAUGCAGCACCUCACCACCUUCAUUAUUUCCAGAGAGAAACUGAGAUGAGAUUCUGCAGCCACUGGUGAUAUCUGCAAUCUUAGGGACCGAACCCAACCCUCAUCCCCACAGAGCAGAGUGUCUCAGAAGCUACCUCCAGAACCUGCGAGAGGAGAGGACGGAGUGGCGUGCAGUCCAGAACUCAUCCUUCACUGGGUAAGUCUGGGUUUGCUGCCUGUGCCAGAAGGACCAACAGAACCACACCUCCAAAAAAGAAGGAAUAGGAUACCAUCCCACAGCAGUGUGUGACCAAGCUGGUGACCAGCUAAUUAAUAGUUCUCGUUGUUUCAAACUUCAUAUUGUCCAAUUCAGUGAACAACACCACACAAGAGCUAAUGGCUGAAUAAGGUGUCUGGUACUGGACAAGAGGACCCGGUUCCAUUUAAAGGAAAAAACAAGACUUCCAAUGACAUGAGAUUUGUUAGCAAGGAGCAUCGUCCAAUAAUCGACCAAAGACCAACCGUUUGUGCUAAGCUCAGAACAAAAACCUGAAACAUUCAACCAAACUCUGGCUCAGGGAAACACAUCUGCUUUAAGGAGACGGACUUCCUUCCUGUAGGGUGCUGGUAGCGGUCCAGAUGGUGUGGCUCCUCUUUAGGCUUUCAGAACAUUUUCUGCAGAAAGAUUAAAAACAGCUGAAAUGAGAGAGCAGACACAACUGAACAAAAACUGGUUGUUCAAGCAGAUCUAUGUGCUGAGACAUAAAAAAGCUGCUUCGUUGGUUCUCACAGGUCCAGAAUUUAAGCAGAACCAGGAAAUGGGCAGAAGCUGCUGCAGGUUUUUCUUGGACACUAAAAUCUUUUUCUGCUCAGUGAUAUGAAGCGUUUUAUUUCAGCAGUUUGGAAACAUUUAAACGCUUUGUGAAGAAAACAAUGGAUCGAAUGAUUAAAAGUGAAUUUUUCCAACAGGAAAAACCCUUUUUAGACUUUAAUCAACCUUAAUUUAUUUAUUUAUUUCUUAUUUAUUCUCCGAUUGACUGUUUUUGGGUUGAAGGAGAAAUGAAUGCUGAGCGAGGCUGCUCUUUAUCUAUUUGCACAAAGAAACUCAAAUCAAAAGACAAACUGCGUAGAGCAAUAACUGAUUGCUGAAAGCGUGUUGGAGAGUUUGAAGGUAACGUUUAACUUGGGAGCCUUUCUUCUGACUGGAUGAACCUCUGGAUUGACAGGAGCAACAUUGACACUUUGAGCAUCGGGGCAUUUCUGAGGACCUUGUGUGGCGAUGCAGCACUGAUACGUUGUUUCUGUGGAUUCACAGCCAGUCCCACGCAGCCAUCGCAGGAACUGGAAAUGUUUUCAUGGAGCUGAAGUGUACAGCGUUUGUUCUGUCUGUUUGUUCUCACCUGAGGGAUCUUUACUAAACAACGCUUUAAUAAACACAUUUUAAAUAUGACAAAAAGGUUCUCCUGGCCCCAUCUGGACUCUAUUUCUACUAGGAGGAUAGAUGACCAUGUAAAUUAGGUAAUAACAACACUGCUGAACUCUGCUGCCAGGCGUUUUUCAGGUUGCAGUUGUGCUGAAGGGCUGUUUUCAGUAGCAAUAGACCCAGAGUGUGCCUGCGAUUCAUGAAGCCAACACUCCAAGCCAUGUUUUCUCAUCCCCGACCCAACGAUUCAUUGACUGAUUGAUGAACUGACUGGCUGAUUUACUGAAUGGCUGCUGUAACAUGUUGGAUGAUGAGUUUACUGUCAUGGUUUUGAUAAUUAACAGCUUCACAGUCCCCCGCCCCCUCUUCCUCAGAGGUUGGGGAAACGGUUGAUUGGAUGAUUGGGUGGUGACACUUUAAAACCAUCAGAAAGGUUCAGAUUCACUGAAAUCAACAUUUUAUCACAACAUGCAGAACAACAUAAUCAUAACUUCUAGAGUUUGGGUUUAAAAAUGUCCACAUGCACAGAAAGCAUGAAAGCUGAGAAUCAGUUCAGUGUCUCCACACCUGCUGCACAGUGGUGCUGUGGUCAGCACUGUGGACCUGCAGCAAGAAGGUUCUAGGUUCGAAUCUUUCUGCAUGGAGUGCAUGAGUGGGUCCUCUGGCUUCCCCCGAGAGUCCAAAAACCUGACUGUAGACGAUGAUGGAUGGGAAGGUUUUACAUGUGCAUGAAAAGAAAUCAUCUGAUCUGGCUUUAGGGUGGAGACCAUACAAAGAAGACACCGACAAAAAACACAGACGCUCUGAGCCAAGGGGUACUUUCUAUAGGGAAACAAGGUUAACAAUACUGCAAAACAAUAGCAGUGGGCCAGGGAUACUUUCUAUGGCAACGAAAAAAUAAGGACAACACAGAGUAAAUAAUGGUGAUAGAUCUGUCAGGGGGUUUGUCCAGGAAAGAAACAAAACUAGGCCAGGGAUACUUUCUGUUAGAGAGAAGAGCAUAGACAGCACACACAGUUAAAAUCUUGUUAAAGUGGAGGAGUCAGGGGUACUUUCUAUUGGAAGGAGACACAGAGAACACAGAGGUAAUGGCAUCAGUAGCUCUGUCAAAGCAAUAGUAAAAUAUAAACCUUAAGCCGUCCCAUUGAACCUGGAGCUGUACUGACGAGAGGCUGAGCAGACCGGGUCAGUCACUGCUGCUUCUAGCUGUUUUAUGUCUAUGUCAAUAUCAGUCAGUCUAGAACUCUGUUGCUAUUUUCAGGCGUCUCUUUUCCUAAACAAAGCAAACUGUUGUUGAGUGCCUUAUCUGACUCACUUAGCAGCAAAAUGCACAAAUCAGAGCUUGUUUCAGUGAAUCUGGACCACUGAUUCUGGUUCGGCCCGAGCACAAAAUCCCAUCUGAACAUUCCCAGUCAGGUUUUUAUUAGGAAGACAAAUCUGAGCUGUUAAUUUGGAAAGGGAACCAUUUGACCCAUGGUGCUGAUGAAGGGUUCAGAGAAGUCCAUGUUUGGAUCAGAGGGGGUUCUGAGACUGGGAACCUGCUCCUUCCUACCGUCCUUCCCUGUUUCUAAACCAAAAGCUGCUUCUUCACCACAAACAUCCAAACAUGGAGAAAAUGCACAGAAAACAUGAUUUCUUCUUCAUUCUUCUUGUUGUUCCUAUUUAUUGUGUAAUAGAUGCAAUAUAGGCGUUGUGUUACAGGCAGUGAGUGAUGCUCUAUCUUCUUCACCAAUGAGGACAAUAAUACCAAUAGUAAUGAUGUUUUGAGGUUUUUGUGGACUUUUCCAGACAUCAUCUCACUGCUUCAACCACCGUCGCUCCGUUUACACCGCAGCUGGUUUCACAGCGGCUGUCGACCCCUUUUCACUCGAUUUCCAUAUCAGUCCUGCAGAAACCUCAUAUGUCAGUAGAGCUGCCUUGUUCAGGUUGGCAGGUGGACAACAGGUUGGAGGCUUUUCCUUCCUGACGCCUGAAUGUCUUUUAUUCAGGACAAACCCCACAGGAAAAGUCCCUGCAUCGUAGAUUCUGUUAGAGCUAAAGCAACGCUGCUAAACCUGGAAAACAAUCUGAAAAUAUAAAUCAGGACGUAGGAGAUAAGAGGUUCCCUGAAACAAGUAGUUUAAUUGCAUACAUGCUGGAAACAAGUAGAAGCUAUAAAUCCCAGCUGGGAGUAAAAACCUUGUAACUCAGAGAAAAAUCCAAGUUAAAAGAUGUUUUUAUUCCUCUUCAGAGUUAAAAACGAGUCUGAAGCUUCUCUGCCGACAGCCGGUGAAACCUCGGUGUAAAAGAGGCGAAAGCUGUGUCUCAGUGACCCCACCCUGCUAUUUUAGACACAAUAACUUCUAUUAUAACAUGAAGAUAUAUACACAUAAUUAUAUACAUAUACUUUUUAGUACUUUGAGUUGAAAUACUUUUUAGUAUUUUGCAAAUAAAAUGUCUCUGUAUAUAAAAGAAAAGCCUCCUGUAAUAAAUGAGCAGAAAUUUAAUACUCAA